Messenger RNA from Pocillopora meandrina, 432 nucleotides. The record is from the annotation of a GenBank genome assembly. NCBI's taxonomy places the organism in Eukaryota, Metazoa, Cnidaria, Anthozoa, Scleractinia, Pocilloporidae.
GAUGCACCAGACACGGAAGGGUCUUCUGCAACGCCUAGUACGUCCUUAAACUUCGAAGAUGCCGAAAGUUUGCCCGUCAAUGUGUUACGCGACUGCCAAGAAAUCUCUGUGACCGCAGCCCCUACCAACCACGCUGAAGGUAAACGAACUUUUUAUUACAAUUCGUGAUAUUUCUUUUUUUGAGAGUAGCCUUCUCUAGUUGGUGGUUUGCAUCACACACUGAAGAAAAAAGGUAAAGAAUCUUACAUGUAUUUUCCUCCCACAGAUACUGUGUGUAUACAGUCAGAGAGUGAUAUCACGAACAGUUUCACUGAAGAACAGCAGACGAAGAAAAUUCAUCACUACAUUCUCUGCAAAAGCGUGACUGCUUGCGUGUGUGUCUCAAGAAGAAAGAGCACGCAUCAAAACAACCAAAAAGAAGCAGAUGUUUAA